AUGGGGUCUGGGGACACCCCCGGCACGGAGGGGACGCCCGGUGGGGACGCCGGGUCGGGGUCACCCAGAGACACCGCCUGGGGGUUACCGGUGGUGUCACCCAGAGCCACCAGCCCGGGGUCACCCAUGGGAACAUCAACCAAGGCCACCACCCUGGUGUCACCCAGGGGCACCACCUCGGGGUCACCAGUGACAUCACCCAGGGCCACCAGCUCAAUGUCAUCAAUGACAUCAUCCAAGGCCACCAGCUCGGUGUCACCCAGGGCCACCAACUCAGUGUCACCUCCAGCCACCACCUCGGGGUCACCAAUGACGUCACCCAAGGCCACCCCCUCGAUACCACCCAGAGCCACCACGUCAGGGUCACCAGUGAUGUCAUCCAAGGCCACCAGCUUGGGGUCACCUCCAGCCACCACCUUGGGGUCACCAAUGACGUCAUCCAAGGCCACCACCUGGGUGUCACCCAGGGCCACCACCCCGGUGUCACCAACGACGUCACCCAAGGCCACCACCUCGAUGUCACCUCCAGCCACCAGCUCAGUGUCACCAAUGACGUCACCCAGAGCCACCACCUCGAUGUCACCCAGAGCCACCACCUCGGGGUCACCAAUGAUGUCACCCAGGGCCACGCCCCCCCUCCGGGCGUGUCCCCCCCCCACGGCCACGCCCCCAAGCGGCGUGGGGAGGGGAGGGGCCGGGGGAGGGGCCGGGGGGGGCGAAGCGGCCGCGCCUCGAGGACGGAGGAGGGGACAGAGCCAGGUCGGAGCCCCCCCGGGAGGUGAAGGAGGAGCCGGAGGAGCUCAGCGACAGCUGCGGGUGAGACCCCCAAAAACACCCCAAAAUACCCCAAAAUCAACCUUGGGGACCCCAAAAUACCCCAAAAACACCCCCAAAUACCCCAAAAUCAACCCUGGGGACCCAAAAAUACCCCAAAAACACCCCCAAAUACCCCAAAAUCAACCCUGGGGACCCAAAAAUACCCAAAAAUCACCCCAGAAUACCCCAAAAACACCCCAAAAUCAAUCCUGGGGACCCCAAAAUCAACCCUGGGGACCCAUCAGCAGCGAGGACGGGCUGAGGGUCACGGCCCCCAGUCUGGAGGGGGCCUGGAGGGCGGUCCUGGAGCGGGUACAGGAGGCGAGGGCCAGCGCCCACCUCAGACACCUCAACUUCGCAGGAAUGAGUGGUCUGAGACUCCUGGGGAUGCACCACGACGCCCUGGUGUUCCUGCUGGAGCAGCUCCCCGGGGCCGGGUCGUGCUCCCGGUACCGGUUCCGGUACCACCCCAGAGGACUCCCUGGGACCCCCCCCAGGAACCCCUCGGGCUGCGCCAGGGCCAGAGCUCUACGCCAG
Messenger RNA from Myiozetetes cayanensis, 1353 nucleotides. Its product is annotated as histone-lysine N-methyltransferase 2B-like. NCBI's taxonomy places the organism in Eukaryota, Metazoa, Chordata, Aves, Passeriformes, Tyrannidae. Gene Ontology annotation, molecular function: histone H3K4 methyltransferase activity. The annotation marks the transcript as partial. The record is from RefSeq and is a predicted model, not a curated record. Gene Ontology annotation, biological process: positive regulation of DNA-templated transcription. The transcript is spliced from 8 exons. Gene Ontology annotation, cellular component: nucleus; histone methyltransferase complex.